AUGCAAUCCAAAAGAGGAGGUGGCGUUGGUGGACAACGGGGGAAUUACAACAUUCGUAAUCAACGCAAUGGUGCAGGUGGUCCAACGAUGGGGAAUCGUCGUGCAGAUGUGAUGAAAGGAGGGCUUGAAAGGAGAGGUGGUGGAAUGACGGGUCGUUAUUCCACUCAAGCGCACAAUGUAAGCUCACCACAAAAUAGGGGAAUUUCUGGCAACAAGUAUGAGCCAAGAGGACGUCCUUCCGCACAAGAACUCCAAGAAAGCUUCAAUGAGUUUUCAAUGAGCAAAGAGGGAAAUCCGCGUAGGGAUUCGUCACAAGGACAAACACCUAGAACCUAUGAAAACAAGAGCCAGAGUCAGUCGUCCAAAGUGUUAUUAGAACCACGUACGAGUGCAUCUCCUCGCACUACUCCGACUGAUGUGAAGCAACAGCCUCAAGCAGGAGGUAUGUUGGUCGUGGAAAUUUUCGGCAGUGCUUGCCUAUAA
Molecule: messenger RNA, 483 nt
Organism: Cooperia oncophora
Lineage: Eukaryota; Metazoa; Nematoda; Chromadorea; Rhabditida; Trichostrongylidae
Source: the annotation of a GenBank genome assembly